This is a messenger RNA of Laccaria bicolor S238N-H82, 177 nucleotides long. RefSeq lists its product as uncharacterized. Bases 1 to 177 code for a protein of 58 amino acids. NCBI's taxonomy places the organism in Eukaryota, Fungi, Basidiomycota, Agaricomycetes, Agaricales, Hydnangiaceae. The record is from RefSeq and is a predicted model, not a curated record. The transcript has a single exon.
AUGUCAAAAUUUUGUGGCUCUACAGACUACGUGUCAGUAGCUUGUGGUCUGUGCCAUGUGGUUUGUGGGUUUGAUGACCCAUCUCAGCUGAGUAGCAGGCUCGAACUCGAGGUACUAAACAUGCGGUGUGGUGAUAAAAUCAGAAAACUUGAAAUUGGACCUCGAGGGCAAACCUAG